CCACUCUUAGAAAAAAACGAUUGGUAAUAACGUCAUACUGCCAGCAGUGAAGGUCAUCUGUUUAUAAAGUUCCAGCAGAUAUUGGCCAAGGGAAGGGGUAAAUCUUUACAAUAAUGUACAGGAUGUGCUAUAUAUCGACUAAGAUAAACAAUUUCCUCUAAACUGGUGCGCUAAAUUUAGGAUUCAAAUUUAAAGCGUUUUGAAUUUUAAAACGUGUCUCGCUUUACAAAACAAAUCGAUCGAAAUAAUUUCGAAAAUUGAAAUCUUUCGUUAGUCUUGUUCAAUGAAAUGAAUCGAAAACAGUGGAAGACCCGUCGAAACUGUGCAGUUUUUGUUGGUAUUUGCGUAAUUUACUUACUUGUAAGGGUAAAAAAAUACGAACACAAAAUGUUGAUAUUCCUUCCAAAUGUGAAUUCAAACGAGCCGUGGGAAUUUGUGGCCGAUUUCAGUAACAUGAAGUACUUAAAUCCAACGGUCAUCGAUUUCGUAAUAACAGACGAAGCUGGCAAUUACGAUCAUUGGAAAUAUACUGCAGAAUACACGGAAAAAUUAUCGCAUUGGCCAUAUUUGCCAAAUGUGGCCGUAGCCGACUUUGAAGUCAAAACAAGUCCGAAAAAAGAAAAAUAUUUUAUCAAUUCUGUUCACAGGACGUGUCUUUUUUUGGGCCUCUACUGUUUAAAUUCCGAAAGCGAAUUCACAUUCGCUACCAACAAUAGGACUAAAGGGUCGGUGUGUGAAGAGAGCGUUACUUACGAAUGUCCCGUAAUUUUGUCGUCGUUUUGUAAAAGAGAAGUCCAAUAUCAGAGGAAUGCGAUUAUGAAUAAUCUAAGGAAAAAAUUUUCAUAAAAGGUUAUUAUUAAAAAACCACAAAUAUGU
Molecule: messenger RNA, 876 nt
Organism: Cylas formicarius (sweet potato weevil)
Lineage: Eukaryota; Metazoa; Arthropoda; Insecta; Coleoptera; Brentidae
Exons: 3
Coding region: 289-846 (185 amino acids)
Source: RefSeq, a predicted model, not a curated record